Molecule: messenger RNA, 1455 nt
Organism: Onychostoma macrolepis
Lineage: Eukaryota; Metazoa; Chordata; Actinopteri; Cypriniformes; Cyprinidae
Product: ly6/PLAUR domain-containing protein 8-like
Exons: 10
Coding region: 574-1455 (293 amino acids)
Source: RefSeq, a predicted model, not a curated record
CGACACAGCAGCAGAUAUCUUGAUUAGCCUAUCUCAAGAAAUUGUGCAAAAUAUGAAUAAUCAUAAUCAAUGAUUAUGUUUCUGGUACAGUGUCAUUGAUGUGAUCUGCACUGCAUCCUUGUGGGAACAAUAAAGUGCUUGAUUGAAAAUCUUACUUUGAACUGUUUUGAAAGGCAAAUUUGCCUCAGUGUGCUUCAGAUCAUCAUUCAACAUCUCAAAGCUGAAUGUGCACAAAAGUUCAAAUGCAGCAAUCAAACUAGAGACACUUAUAUAAUAGUCCUAGGGUGUCUUUCCUGAUGUUCUGAUGUUGGAGUCAUGAUAACCUGACAUGACCAGUUCCAGCAGAUAUAUCCAUUUGGAUAUUCUUGUUUUUCUUCCUCUUCUUCCAAAUGUGUCUAAUUUGAAUUGCAAAAAUAUUGAAGAAAAAAAUCUUAGAUUUGCCUUUCAGCAUAAUUAUGCUGCUGCCUCCCCAGCUACAAUUUAGACCAGAUAUAAUUCAAAAACUACAGUCCACCUCUGGAAAUCAGACACUGAUUUCACCCUGUCAUUUGGUUUUCUUCGGACCUUCCAGCCAUGAAACUGUUCAUCACUCUGGUUCUCAUCACUGUUUCUUUCUCCACAGUGCUCGCACUGAGAUGUUACCAGUGCAAAUACAAAUACAGUUCAUCUGAAGAAUGCAAACAAAAUCUAACUAAAUGCCCUCUGCAGUGUGGCUCUGUCACUAUAUACAGCAAUGGCGGUACAUUAUAUAGCAGUAAGAAGAACUGCACAGAUCCUGCCUUGUGUGUUAUUGACAGCAAACAUUUUGGACAAAACAAAACAGUCUUUAAUCCCCAAUGCUGUGACACUAAUCUCUGCAACAUUGAAGAAGCACCAGCAUUGCCACGAUAUUCCAAUGGGAUGAUGUGUUACUCUUGUGACUUAUUUAGUAGAGACUGCUCAAAAAUUGUGACUUGUUCAGAUGGUGAGAACAAGUGCUUCAGUAUAAAAGAAAGGAUAACUGGCAUAAAAACGAAAGGAUGUGGGAACGAGAUUAUUUGUGAGAAUAAUUUAUUAAAUACUCUGGGGUCUAUGGCUGGUGCUCAGACGACAUGCUGUGCGGGAAUUCUGUGCAACAGCGCUUUUCAGAUGCUGACUGUAUGCACAAGAAGGACUCCAGCAGACCUGUGUUUCUCUCAGGGAGAAGGAAAGGUGAAAGCCAUGAAGGAGAUGUGCGGAGUGACGCCACGGUUGGCGGGAACGCGCUCCAGGAAGGGUGUGACUUCACUGUCCCACAUCAGUGCCCAGAAUCUGCAUCUGUUAUUCCAAAGAGUGCUUGGGAAGGAAAAGAAGAAUGAGAUGACUGAAUCGGGUCCUCAGGAAGCGUUUGAGCUGUGGCGUCUCUCUGAGAGCAGAAACACACCAGGUGUCCAUGCAAUUAGCUGCUGUGAGAUUGAUGAGAUCUGGCUGGGCUGA